GUGAUUUUGAAUUUCCAUGAUAAUCCAAUUUCCAAUAAUUUUUUUUGAAUGAGAAAUUCAAUUUCCAAUAUGUAUUGGAUUGGAUUGGAUCUUAAUAAUAAUAAUAUAUAGUAAAAAAUGAGAGGACAUUGACAACACAUUUGUUUUGUUUUGGUUCUCCAGCUUUGUUACAGAUGUCAAGAAUAAUCAUCAUGGCCAGCAACAACAGUGACAAGAACAAAGAAAAAGAGAAUGAUUAUUUCUUAGAUGCUAAUGAAGAUGAAACUGAUAUUGAAGCUGUUAACUACGAUAGUGACAGUAGUAAUAAUAAUGAUGACGACGACGAAGAUGAUCGCAUUGCUACUCAUCGACCUGAAUCUUUCACUUCUCAACAAUGGCCUCAAAGUUACAAUGAGGCUCUUGAUCCAUUGACAAUUGCGGCUGCACCAAAUAUUGGAUCAGUUCUAAGAGCACCAAGUGUUAUUUACGCAAGCUUUGCCGCGGGUCGUUCUUCCAAGAGUUACUUGGAAUUACAAGAUGGUUUUCUAACUGGUACUCAAAUUCAAGAAUCGACAUGGUGGGAGAAAGCUUCCAUUCAAAAGAAUAUUCCUGAAGAAUUGCCUAUUGGUUAUGGAUGUACCUUCACUCAAACUAUUUUUAAUGGGCUUAAUGUGUUGGCUGGAGUUGGGCUUCUAUCUGCACCUGAUACUGUGAAGCAAGCUGGGUGGGCAAGUUUGCUGGUAAUAGUUGUUUUUGCAGUUGUAUGUUUUUAUACAGCAGAGCUUAUGAGACAUUGCUUUCAAAGCAGAGAAGGUAUCAUUAGCUACCCAGAUAUUGGAGAAGCUGCAUUUGGAAAAUAUGGCCGAGUUUUUAUAUCAAUCGUUUUGUACACCGAGUUAUAUUCAUAUUGUGUGGAAUUUAUCAUCAUGGAAGGUGAUAACCUUUCUGGUCUGUUUCCUGGAACAUCCUUGCAUUGGGGAAGUUUAAAUUUGGAUGGCAAGCACUUAUUUGCAAUUUUGGCUGCACUUAUUAUUCUCCCUACCGUUUGGUUGAAGGAUCUUCGUUUUGUCUCCUAUCUCUCAGCUGGAGGGGUUGUUGGUACUGCUUUGGUUGGUGCUUGUGUGUAUGCUGUUGGAACAAGAAAAGAUGUUGGCUUCCAUCACACUGCUCCAUUGGUGAACUGGAGUGGUGUUCCAUUUGCUUUUGGUAUUUAUGGGUUUUGCUUUGCGGGACAUUCAGUUUUUCCCAAUAUUUAUCAAUCUAUGGCUAACAAAAAAGAUUUUACGAAGGCAAUGCUCAUAUGUUUUGUUUUGCCGGUGUUUUUAUAUGGAAGCGUCGGAGCUGCGGGAUUUCUUAUGUUUGGCGAAAGGACUUCAUCUCAGAUAACAUUGGAUCUACCACGAGAUGCAUUUGCUUCCAAAGUCUCCUUGUGGACUAUAGCAAUUAUCCCACUAACUAAAUAUGCUUUGAUGAUGAACCCACUGGCAAGAAGUUUGGAGGAAUUGUUGCCUGAUAGCAUCUCACGCACUAAUUGGUGCUUCCUUCUUCUCAGAACAGCAUUGGUUAUAUCUACAGUUUGUGCUGCUUUUCUGAUUCCAUUUUUCGGGCUAGUGAUGGCUUUAAUUGGUUCUCUCCUCAGUGUACUUGUGGCAAUGGUUUUGCCAGCUUUUUGUUUUCUGAAAAUUGUGGGGAAAAGGGCUACAAAUAAACAGGUUAUUCUCAGUGUGGUAAUUGCUGCAUUUGGAAUAGUAUGUGCUUCCCUUGGAACAUAUUCAUCUCUAUUAAAGAUUGUGAAGAGGAGCUGACUGACACUCUUUAAUUUCAGCAAGUGGCCAGUUACCUACCUUUGGUCCCAUUGAGUGUUACACAUAUGGUGAAUGGAAUGAUAUACAACAAAAUCUUUAUUGUUUGCACUGUCGAAAAUGGAGUCAAACUUAAGCCGUUUAGUUUGCUGUUUCAGAGCAAUGUUUUUUUAGCAUUGUCUCUGUGGUUAACACCAUAGAUCCAUGAUUAUUUUGGUACUAGUACAACUAUGUGUGCUAAAUCAUUAGAAUUUUUUUAUCUUCUUUGCUAAAGUUUUGAAUGAACUAAAAUUCAUUUUAUAGUGAAUAGAGGUUAAUGUUGAAGGAUUAAUUUAUAUAUCGGAUUAUAUUAAUUAAUACCAUGAAAGCUAUGUGAUAUAAA
Molecule: messenger RNA, 2163 nt
Organism: Medicago truncatula (barrel medic)
Lineage: Eukaryota; Viridiplantae; Streptophyta; Magnoliopsida; Fabales; Fabaceae
Product: amino acid transporter AVT1A
Exons: 13
Coding region: 174-1784 (536 amino acids)
Biological process (GO): amino acid transmembrane transport
Cellular component (GO): vacuolar membrane
Molecular function (GO): L-amino acid transmembrane transporter activity
Source: RefSeq, a predicted model, not a curated record